AUGGACUCUCUCUCUCUCUCUCCUCACUCUCUCUCCUCACUCUCUCUCUCUCCUCACUCUCUCUCCUCACUCUCUCUCUCCUCACUCUCUCUCUCUCUUCCACUCCCUCUCUGUCUCUCUCUUUCUUUGAAAACUCCCUUUUCUCCUGUCCUUUACUCUUUCUCUUUCCUUUCUCUCCAUAUCUCUCCCUUAAACCUUUUCUCUCUUAGUCUCAGUCUCUCUCCCUCUCCCCCUCCCCCCUCUCCCUCUCCCCCUCCCCCUCUCUCUCCCUCCUCUGUCUCCCCUUCCUCCCUCUCUCUCUCUCUCAAUCAUUCUCUUAUUUUAAACUCUCUUUUCUCCUGUCCUUCACCUCUUUCUUUUUCCUUUCUCUCCAUCUCUCAUCCUUACUCUUUUCUCUCUCUUAGUCUCUGUCUCUCUCCCUCUCCCCCUCUCUCUCCCUCCCCAUCUCCCCCUCCCUCUCUCUCUCUCUCUCUCUCUCUCUCUCUCUCUCAGUCGUUCUUUUAUUUUCUCCCUUUCGCAACAUUAUCUUUUCCAUAUGAAUUGCUCUGCUUCCCAAAGAAACUUCGUUUUCUCCUGUCCUUUACCUCUUUCUCUUUCCUUUCUCUCCAUCUCUCAUCCUUACUCUUUUCUCUCUCUCUCUCUCUAAAAUCAUGGCCUCUCUCUCCCACUCUCUGUCUCUCACCCUCUCCCUCUCUCUCUCUCUCUCUCUCUCUCUCUCUCUCUGAGUCGUUCUCUUAUUUUCUCCCCUUCACAACAUUUUCUUUUCCCAUUUGUAUUGCUCAACCCUCCAAAGAAACCUUUAUCGAUUUUUCCUUCUCUUUCUUUUUAUAA
Molecule: messenger RNA, 831 nt
Organism: Acanthosepion pharaonis
Lineage: Eukaryota; Metazoa; Mollusca; Cephalopoda; Sepiida; Sepiidae
Source: the annotation of a GenBank genome assembly